AUGGUCAAAUUAACUUCAAUCGCUGCUGGUGUCGCCGCCAUCGCUGCUGGUGCCUCCGCAACCACCACUCUAGCUCAAUCUGACGAAAGAGUCAACUUGGUUGAAUUGGGUGUCUACGUCUCUGAUAUCAGAGCUCACUUGGCCCAAUACUACAUGUUCCAAGCCGCCCACCCAACUGAAACCUACCCAGUUGAAGUUGCUGAAGCCGUUUUCAACUACGGUGACUUCACCACCAUGUUGACUGGUAUUUCCCCAGACCAAGUCACCAGAAUGAUCACCGGUGUCCCAUGGUACUCCACCAGAUUAAAGCCAGCUAUCUCCAAGGCUCUAUCCAAAGAUGGUAUCUACACUAUCGCAAACUAG
Messenger RNA from Saccharomyces paradoxus, 363 nucleotides. Its product is annotated as SRP1/TIP1 family protein. NCBI's taxonomy places the organism in Eukaryota, Fungi, Ascomycota, Saccharomycetes, Saccharomycetales, Saccharomycetaceae. Gene Ontology annotation, cellular component: fungal-type vacuole; fungal-type cell wall. Gene Ontology annotation, molecular function: structural constituent of cell wall. The coding region runs from base 1 to 363 and encodes 120 amino acids. Gene Ontology annotation, biological process: fungal-type cell wall organization. The transcript has a single exon. The record is from RefSeq and is a predicted model, not a curated record.